CAUCUAGCAACGUCCGUCCACCUCGAUCCCGCGUGACGUCCUCCCCUUGUACCAGUCAAUUGAGCGCACAAUGGCUGCAAGAGUGCUGCUUUCACGGCGCUCCCUCGCGCCGUUGGCGACGCUUGCCCUCGGUGGCAUGGCGCUGACUCCGGCUACCGUCUUCGCUGAAGGUCCCAGCAACGGCUUCAAGCGCAAGCCCAUCUACGACGACCUCGACGUUCCCUCCUCAAAUCCCGCACCCGCGACUCCUCCUCCCGCCGCCCAUCAGCCCACCGAACCCGCCGAGCAUGAGCAGAGGCCCAAGGGCCCUUCGCCCACCGACCGGCUAGCCGUCGAGAUUGGAAAGGUGCGCAUGGUCGUUUACCAGUACGCCGUGGCCGCCGAGAACAAGGUCAACCAGACCAUGGACUCUGCCUUCAACCUCGAGCAGUCCUUCACCAGCACCAUCGCCUCCCUGGCCCCAUCCCGAGAGAGCGGCGAGCAGCUCAUGCCCGGCGCCAUCUACGUCCUCGUCGCUGCCAUGGCCGGCAGCAUCAUCACCCGGAACCGCAGCAUCGUCCUGCGCGCCACCCUGCCGCUCGCCCUUGGUAUCGGCGCCGGCUGGGCCGUUAUUCCCAUCACCAUGCGCAACGUCUCCGACCUGACCUGGACGUACGAGCAGCGGUUCCCUGUCAUCGCCGAGUCGCACAUUAGGUUUCGUGAGAGCAUUCUGAAGAGUGUUAGCUUCGCCAAGGUGCAUACCGCGCUGGGAGCACGAUACGUCGACGAGAAGGUGACGGAUGCACGAGAGACCGUCGAGGGCUGGGUCCACAAGGGCAAAUAGAGAGAGGUAUGAAAAGCCAAGUUGUACCAUCACAUAGAGAAUUCGGAACAUGUUCAUUUGUAUCACAACGGGACCUCCCAGUGCGAGUUGUCGACCCGAGUCAUCUAGAUCUAGGUUUGAGAAGAGAAAGACGCGCUGAUUUGAC
Messenger RNA from Ilyonectria robusta, 968 nucleotides. RefSeq names its product apolipo protein O-domain-containing protein. Gene Ontology annotation, cellular component: mitochondrial crista junction; MICOS complex. Gene Ontology annotation, biological process: cristae formation. The transcript has 3 exons. The record is from RefSeq and is a predicted model, not a curated record. NCBI's taxonomy places the organism in Eukaryota, Fungi, Ascomycota, Sordariomycetes, Hypocreales, Nectriaceae. The coding region runs from base 71 to 823 and encodes 250 amino acids.